UUUUAUAUAAUGAUUGCUAAAUUUCUAUAUUUAUAAACAAUCCUGAAAGUUUCUCCCGUGAUCAUUAUUUGAGCUGAAAUUUUUUCUGUGCGAGAUUCAUCAAGUGGAAUUCUUCUUAAGUGAAUUUCACAAGGACAAUUAUACCUGCCAUUUCUUCCUGGAAUAUAUUUCCAGGGACAUUUUGUCCGGGGAAUUUUUUCCGGGAGAUUUUGUCCGGCGGAAAAUGACCGACUCCAUGUUUCGUUACUGGGUCCGAUAACCGCGUUCAAACCGAAGUGAGUUCACCAACAAUUCCACCUAAAAGCUAAUAAUUUCCAUAUAAAUUACGGUUUUAACAAUAGUUCAUCGUACGGCUCUUAUCAAAAAGUAUUUUCCUUCCACUUGUAGCAUAAUGCACUAAUUUAACUCGGACGGCGCUAGACGUCUAAUCGAUUUUGUCUACCGGCAGAAUUCUCAACACCUCACCAACUCACCCACAAAAUAUCGGGAAAAGUAUAAAACCGAACACUACGAAAUCCACACAUGAAGAAUUUCAAUAAAAAUUCCUCUAUUUUCCCCUCCAUUCUUGAAAACUAAAUAUAUUUCACUCAUGCACACCGACAAACAAAUAAAACAAAUAACUUACCCUUUCCAAUAAAGAAAUCAUCUACGAGUUCUCAACGCCUAACGAAUUAUCGGUUCUGACUACGUCAAUGACCUAGAUUAAAUCCAUAGAAAAAUAUAUUGCAAAGGAGAAAUUCAAUCAGUGACUUGCUCUGUAAAAUAAUUGUUGCUGAAAGCAGCCUGAGGGGUUAAUCAGUCCAACACGUGGGCUCUAUAAACUAGUGACUGAAAUAUCGGAUAACCUUCCUAAUUCAAUUACUCUGCGAAUUGGAUCCAUCAGUCGACCUCCGAAAACUUAAUUUCGCCCCUCGACGCGUCCGAAUUUCACACCUCCGCUGUAUACCGAGAAAAUCCAUUCCAAAAUAGUCCAAACAACAGCCAUCAAAUUACAACAACAUGAAAUCCUCACAAAUUCGUCUGCAAAAGUAUUCAACACGCAUUGUGUUCGUUAACUCAAUCAACUAAAUACAAUCUGCGGUAGCAAAAAAGCCCAAGUAAAACGCGCCGCGAAAAGUGGAAUGGCCAAACAUCUGCAAAUUGCGUUAUUCAUCUCAAGUCUUUCGCUCUCUCCAAUCAUUCUCUCCACCACCAACACCGGACUUAUUGUCGAGUGGACAUUUGCAGUCAUACAGACUCCCUAGACACUUAUCACAGUGCACUAGUUAACUCCAGAGUGUUUGCAUCGUAAAUUCGCGAGUUGGUAAUUCGAAAUCACCAGUGGCUUUCGAGAGACGUGUUCCCUCUUCCCUCUGAAUCUUAAAUCAUCACGUGAUUCAUGCAGAUGUCAUUCGUAUUAAUAGAGUAUGAUGUCAUUGCAAAGUCUGCACCACUUGAAAUAUUAUGUGCUCCUAACAAUCAACUUUGCUGUAUUCGCAGAACAAUCGGUUCCACAGGAGAUAAAAUCUGAGUAUUACGGCGUACCAUGUGUGGGUUACAAGCCGGGAGAGGAUGAUCUCCAGACGUUGUUCGAUGUCAUCAGCCGUUACAGAUUGGAUUUCACUGAGAAACAAUAUCCGGGCGUGAGUCGUGUCAGGGGUACCACUCGCAUGCAAACGGCAUAUCGCAUUGACAGGGAUGCCAAUCUUACCCUCUCCACAAGACAGGUAUUUCCCAUUGGAUUGCCCGAGGAAUUCAGCUUCACGACUAUAUUCAGAACUUGGAGAACACCACGUGUAGCAUGGCGAAUUUUCCAAAUAUCAAAUAGUCAGGGUAUUCCGGAAUUUUCCAUCGAGCUCAAUCCCAACGGACGUACACUCGAUUUGACGAUUGGGAAUCACGACAAGUAUCCGCAGACGUUCCAGUUUGAUAAUCCAAAUCUAUUUGAAAACAAGCAAUGGCACAAGGUUCAGGUGUCUGUCUUCCGCGAGAAAGCUAAUGUCUAUGUAGACUGUGUCCUCUUAGGCUCCACGAAAUUGCAAAAUUGGUGGCCAAUAGACGUCGGCGGACAAAUAUCGAUAUCCCGAACAAUGGAGUAUCCGCAGACAGUGCCGAUCGAUCUCCAGUGGAUGAUCGUCGACUGCGACCCGACGAAACCGGAACGAGAACGAUGUGAUGAGCUUCCGUUGAUAGUUUAUGAACAAAAAAAAACGACAUGUGACACUGUCUGCCCGCAAGGACCUCCUGGCGCCAACGGGACGCAAGGACCCCGAGGAUUCCCAGGAUAUCCUGGAGCACCAGGUCUCAUUGGACUGAACGGUCUGAAAGGCGAGAAAGGUGAAACUGGGAAUACAGGGGAGAGAGGCGACAGUGGAGAUGCUGGACCACGAGGAUUCCCAGGAAUUCCUGGAGCUGAUGGUGUACGGGGACCCAUGGGAGUGCGAGGACCACCUGGAAUGCCCGGUCCGAUGUUCGUCGAUGGUAAGAGCUUCGGGGAGAAAGGCCAACCCGGGCAGAAAGGUCAACGUGGAGAGAAUGGAUUUCCAGGGCUUCCUGGAGCACCUGGAGCAAAAGGUGAUGUAGGCGAGGCGGGACUGCCUGGAUUGAGGGGCUUGACAGGACUGCACGGAGAGCCAGGAUCGAUAGGGCCUACCGGGUUGCCCGGGCAAAAGGGAGAAUCUGGACGCGAUGGUAUUCCGGGGUUAGUAUCAGGUAUUCCAGGGAGGAUAGGACAAAAAGGAGAACCAGGCCUUCCUGGAACGGACGGAUAUCCAGGUACAAAAGGCGACAGUGGGUUACGGGGGCCGCCGGGUUUGAGGGGUGAACCAGGAAUUCAAGGUCCUCCAGGACUUCCUGGAAUGCCGGGAGAGCCGGGAUUUCCUGGAAAUGGAGGCGUCAUCAGUGAAGAAGAGAUUCGUAGCGUUUGCAGACAAGUGCUAAGAGAAGAAAUCCAUGGAUUCAUGCCAGAGCCGAGUUUCUCGAAAUACGGGCUUCCCGGAACGCCUGGCCUACCCGGCCCUCCAGGUAAACAAGGUUCUCCUGGUGAGGGAGGUUUUAACGGUUUACCUGGACCUCCAGGGCUACCAGGGAUUCCUGGAGUUUCCGGGGAAAAGGGAGAUAAAGGGGAAAAAGGGGAAGAAGGGCUGAGAAUCGAGGGACCACCGGGACCCAGAGGCCUCCCAGGACCCCAAGGGGAAGACGGGCCUCCAGGACAUCCAGGCGAGAGAGGAAAAUCUGGACGUCCAGGUGUACCGGGGAAAAUUGGCUUCCCAGGUACUCCCGGAUCGUGCGAACCGUGCAAUUAUCCCAUCGGAAACUACAUGCAAUAUCUACCGACUGAGGAGAAAGGCUAAAAUUGAAAAAUCAAUGUAGGAAAGGAUUAAUGAAGUGUGGAUGGUAAAUAAAUAAAAUUGC
Molecule: messenger RNA, 3393 nt
Organism: Fopius arisanus
Lineage: Eukaryota; Metazoa; Arthropoda; Insecta; Hymenoptera; Braconidae
Product: collagen alpha-1(IX) chain
Exons: 18
Coding region: 1407-3332 (641 amino acids)
Biological process (GO): extracellular matrix organization
Molecular function (GO): extracellular matrix structural constituent conferring tensile strength
Source: RefSeq, a predicted model, not a curated record